AUGAAAAUGCGAGACGAUCGUCCAGAGGAGUGGCCUCCACUCUUAGAUAAACGCCAAAUCCAGGAUAUGGUUCAUGGCCCAAUCUGUUUAUUUCAUCCAUUGGAUCGGAUAGUGGAUACGAGAGAAUUUCAACGUCUCCGAGAUUUGAAACAACUAGGAGUCACCUACUUGGUGUAUCCUUGUAGCACUCAUAGCAGAUUUGUACAUAGUUUAGGGACCUAUUGGUUGGCUUUCAAAUUCGUUGAGAUUCUCAAACGGGAUCCUUCAUUGAACAUUACUGGGCAGGAUCAUCUCUGUGUGUCCUUAGCGGCACUAUGUCACGAUCUUGGUCAUGGCCCAUUCUCACAUUUAUUUGAUGGAGCUUUUCGGGAGGCCUCCAGAGCAGCUAAAUAUACGCAUGAAUCUUUAUCGAUUCGUUUACUUCGACGUAUCGUCAACGUGAAGGAAAUUCGCGAAAGUCUGGAAGAAUACCUUGGAAAAGGUGACGAAUUCGAACAGAACAUAACCUUCACUGAAGAGCUUAUAUCGUCGAAGAAAUUUUGGAGAAGUCAUUUUUCUUUUGAUAUCGUUGCCAACGACAACGAUUCCUGUGAUGUGGAUAAGUUUGACUAUCUCGUCAGAGAUUCACUCAGCGCCGGUAUCCCGAUCCCUCUGAACAUGCACAGCCUUGAAAGAUUAAUGGAAAAUGCUAAAGUACUGCCGGAUCCCCACCGUGGAUAUCACCGGAUAUGCUACGCUAAAAAGGUCGCGGAUAUCGCUCUAUCAGUGGGUGACUCACGUCAAAUGCUACACAACCUCCUCUACCAGCAUCGGGUUGUCAGUGCAAUAGAGGCGAUGGUUGUAAGAGCAUGGUGUUGCGACAAACAUUUGAGUUACAUGGGCGAUGACGGUCUUUCCUAUUCCCUAUCACAAGUCACUCAGAACCUUGGAGCGUAUCUGAGAACAAGCGAUGGCAUCCUGAGAGAUAUAGCGAACUCUGAUCUACCGGAAAUGGCAGAGGCUCAAAGUAUCUUGAGGGAUAUUGAGACAAGAAAUAUACCGGUAAAGCUCGAAGAAGUGGAAUGCGGUCCGUCGUGCGCUGAU
This is a messenger RNA of Cooperia oncophora, 1083 nucleotides long. The record is from the annotation of a GenBank genome assembly. Lineage: Eukaryota; Metazoa; Nematoda; Chromadorea; Rhabditida; Trichostrongylidae.